AUGCCUGCCAAUGCUACCCGUCCUCGAAAGAACACGCAGCAUCUGCCCAACACGAGCAAUCUCAUUGACUCUGUAGACCCCUCGUCGUCAGAUAUGAUCAAGAUGCUCACUGCGCUCGAAUCGGCCAAGUACAAGAAGGAAAGCCAGCCCCGACGUUCGCACAUUAUUACGAUGACACGCUCGGACAGGCUCAGAAACGUCUUGAUCAAAUCGGAGCAGACGCAACUGCGCUUGUUAGACAGAGUCAAAGCCGCCUCGCAGAGCUUCAAGCUGCCCACGGUGACGUGGUACAGUGCAAAGGUCAAGGCAGACUAUCAGCGUGAAGACAGAAGACUUGCCCUGCAGCUCCAUCGAAUCGAGCGUGAGCUCGUAGACGCCGGUGCCCUAGUUCCAAUGCUCGAAGACGCGGCCAAAGUCAUCGCCGCUAGUGCGGCUUCACUCAGCACAGACACCCCCUCGCAGCUAUGCCACGAGCUCAAAGGCCAUCUGCACCGUAUUGCUCAGAAGUUUCAUGUUCAUCAAGCAGCAGAACCCGCUGAUCAACAGUAG
Mixia osmundae IAM 14324 is the source of this 549-nucleotide messenger RNA. RefSeq lists its product as uncharacterized. Bases 1 to 549 code for a protein of 182 amino acids. The transcript has 4 exons. NCBI's taxonomy places the organism in Eukaryota, Fungi, Basidiomycota, Mixiomycetes, Mixiales, Mixiaceae. The record is from RefSeq and is a predicted model, not a curated record.